GCUCGACAUGCAUUUGCAGGCCCGGUUCAACCGAUCCGGUUCGCCAAUUCCAUCAGCUUCUCUUUCUCGUUGAGGAAGGGAAACCCGAUACCCGCGAGAUAGACGGAGACGGCGGGACUGCCCAGCUCAGUCUCUUCGAACGUCCAGCUCUCUGGCUUGGACAAUCGCAUGGAGCCGAUCGCGUCAUUCGUCGAAUCGCUUCAAGGGUUGGCCAAAUCGAGCCAGGAGUUCGUCUCCGGCGUCAUUCGCCGCCGCGAAGGCUCCGCCCGUCGCCGUCCGAUUGAAAUAUUAAAGCGGUUGCAGAGGGAAGCAUUUUCAGAUAUUAUGAAACUGAGGGACAGACAAGACAAAGUCGAGCGCGUCCUAUCUUUUUAUAAGACUUCCAAGGAUAGUCCAUUUCAGGAAGCCAGUACCCAUGUGAGGGGGGAGGUUGAUGUUUUGGGAGGUCUUUUGAAGAUUAAUAAUGUUGAUCAGCAGGAUUAUGGUCCUUUCUCAGGAGCUGGAAUUCGAACUGGAAUUGACACGAAAUUCACUUUCGAAACAACUGUCCGCGAGAAAGACGUGCUUGCGGCACAGUUUAUUGCCAGUCAAAGGGGCAGAGAACAUGCAGAUGGUUUUCUAGAAAGCCCACCACUUUCCCUAGCAAAAGUGUUCUACAAGGCACAUCUCAGUGAUUGGUUUUCUGUGAUGGCAGUCCCAGUUGGAGCUCAAUGCAGAGAUGUUGGUGUCAUUUCAAGUUGUUUUCAUCAGGGAAAGGGUCUCACUGAAUCUUCGUGCUCUGGACCUCCCCUGAUAAAUCAUCACAGUGGCAGUGCCAUCGGACUAACCGUAAGAAAAUCAAAUAUCGCUGCUUCCUUCGGUCAUUGUGUUUCUGGAUUGCGGAGGCACAUCGGUUCUCAUGAAAUUGAGCAGCUGUUUAGUACUUUCGGUCAAGUUGUGUGUCAAAUUCCAGGGAAAACAGAACUCUCUCUUUUGGGAGUGAGCACAGAAGGUUACGCCUCAUCUGGAUCUGUCGCUCUGAUGCUGGAGUCGGAGCUGGACGAGGAUAUUAGAUUAGGAGCUUGGAUGGAGAUGAAAAGGUCGAAUCCCAAACGCGUAGAAUGGGCUGUCAGCUUGUCUAACGAUUGCAAUGAUGAACCGGGCUGGGGUUUAAGUCUCGGUGGGACAUCUGAAGGUCAGUCCAGGUGGGAUCGGUUUCAGGCCGAAACUUAUAUAAAAUUCAACGUAGGCAAGAAAUUCAACCUGCGCCCUGGUAUUUUACAUGUAGUUGAUGGGAAUGCUAAAUUAACAGCUUUUAUGCUUCGGUCUAACUGGUCCUUUUAGUUUCUGUACAUGUAACAGGGCCUAGUUCCAAUUCUUUUUGAGGUAGGGUGUUAGCCUUAAUCAUUUAUGGUGGUGGCAAAUCAUUUUCUUUCCUUUAUCACAUGUAAUCACUUAGAUUAUGACCAUAUAAUAGCAGAUUGGCAUGUUUGAGAAAAGGGUAGGAACUGAGGAAAGUUGUCCAGUUUUGAUGCUCUGUCAGAACUUGCUAGCCGGAAUGCUGCAGAACAGCUUGUCAUUAAGGGUAAAUGAAAAGGCUAUCGAAUAGCAUACUGGACUGAUCAUGAUUGAAAA
Messenger RNA from Rhodamnia argentea, 1614 nucleotides. RefSeq lists its product as uncharacterized. The transcript has 3 exons. Bases 169 to 1323 code for a protein of 384 amino acids. Lineage: Eukaryota; Viridiplantae; Streptophyta; Magnoliopsida; Myrtales; Myrtaceae. The record is from RefSeq and is a predicted model, not a curated record.